Molecule: messenger RNA, 2336 nt
Organism: Epinephelus moara (kelp grouper)
Lineage: Eukaryota; Metazoa; Chordata; Actinopteri; Perciformes; Serranidae
Gene: ddx51
Product: DEAD (Asp-Glu-Ala-Asp) box polypeptide 51
Exons: 16
Coding region: 202-2226 (674 amino acids)
Cellular component (GO): nucleus
Molecular function (GO): ATP binding; nucleic acid binding
Source: RefSeq, a predicted model, not a curated record
CAAAACGCAUCUACAACAAUGUGCAAAACACACGAGAAAGUGGAGAUUUUUGUAGUUCAGUAAAAGUUAAACGUUUACAGUGCUUUAUAGAAGCAGUGCGAAUCAGGACGUGGUUAACUGAUAUUAGUGUUAUUCAUUUUCAAAUGCGGGAGAGCUGAAUUUAUACAAAACUUUAUUGGAGCGUUUCAUCUUGCUGUUGAGAUGUCUCUGUUUCUUGUUAACAGGUAUCUGGGAGAGGAGGAAAAUGGGAGUGUCUCAAAGGAGUCUCGGUCUCAGGCGUUGCUGGCUAAACUGCAGCAGAAGGCAAAAGAGAAGCAGAAACAGAGUUUAACAGAACAGAGACAACAACCACCUAAAGGACUGACAGAAAAGCAGGAGGUCAAAAAGAAAAGAAAAGUUGACAAGGACAGCAGUGAGGAGUCUCAGCAGCACAAAAAAAGGAAAUCGGAGGUGGUGCCUUCAUUUGUUACAGACUCUGAUGACCACGAUGAGCCUGUCAAGAAGGAAAAGAAGAACAAGACAGCUGCAGAUAAGAAACAGAAGAAGAAAAAGGAUCAGUCAGGCAGUUCUGUUAAAGGUCUUUCUGACACUCCUGUGACUGAAAAAGAUGGACAGGAGGACACAGUAGAAGAAGAAGAGAAAGUAGAGACAGAAAAUAUCACAAUAAAACAAACCACAGAGAAGACUUCUGCUCCAGCUGGAUUCACAGUUCUGGGAGGAUUUGUGAAGAAACCUGUCCAGAAGGUACACAGAGUCCUGCCUCAGUGGCUUGCUCAGCCUGAUGUCAUUCACAGAGACAUUAAAAGCAACCUGGUUCCCAUCAGUGACAUCCCAGAAAUGUCUGCUGUGCUUGUGAAAAAACUACACAAUAAUGGAAUUCAGCAUCUUUUUCCAGUGCAAGCAGAGGUCAUCCCGGCCAUUUUGGAGAGCGCACAGCAGGGGCUGCUGAUUGGACGAGGUGGCUACAAGCCCAGAGACAUUUGUGUAUCUGCACCAACAGGCAGUGGCAAGACUCUUGCAUUUGUCAUACCUGUCAUACAGGUGCUGAUGGAGCGGGUGGUGUGUGAAGUCCGGGCUCUGGCCGUGUUGCCGACCAAAGAGCUCGCUCAGCAGGUUUGCAAAGUGUUCACAACAUACGCAGAGGGAACCUCUCUGAAAGUGGUGAUGCUGGCUGGUCAGAAGUCUUUUGCUGCAGAGAAGGCGUCACUGUCAGAACACAGAGGCGGCAUGAGGCGCAGUUUAGCAGACAUUGUUGUGGCCACUCCAGGUCGACUGGUCGAUCACAUCAACAAGAAUUCAGGCUUCAGUCUGGAACACCUCAGGUUUCUUAUUAUUGACGAGGCUGAUAGGAUGAUUGACAGCAUGCACCAGUCGUGGCUCAGCCAGGUGGUGAAGGCGGUGUACAGAUCAGGAAGUGGAACAGAAGCCAUGUGCAUCUUCAGGAGAACGGAGCCGGCACAUGUCACAGCAGCCAGUCUGUCUCCACCUCAGAUGCCGCUGCAGAAGCUGCUGUUUUCUGCCACACUCACACAGAACCCAGAGAAGCUGCAGCAGCUGGGCCUCCACCAGCCCCGACUCUUCAGCUCCAUCCACAGCAUCAGCGGUAGCAACAACACCACAGCAGCAGCACCCACCCAGGAACAAGGCCGCUUUAACUUCCCCCAGGGUCUGACGGAGUACUAUGUGCCCUGUACGUUAAGCAAAAAGCCCCUUCUCAUCCUCCACUUCAUCCUGCGCAUGAAGCUCAGCCCCAUCCUCUGCUUCACCAACUCCAGAGAGACUGCACACAGACUUUACCUGCUGGUGCAGCUGUUUGGUGGAGUUCAGGCUGCAGAGUUCUCCUCCCGACUCUCUCCUGCUGAGAGAAAGAAGACACUGAAGGAGUUUGAACAAGGAAAGAUCCAACUGUUGAUCAGCACGGAUGCAGCUGCAAGAGGCAUCGACAUCAACGGGGUCAAAUCUGUUGUAAAUUACGACGCACCGCAGUACAUCAGGACGUACAUUCACAGGAUUGGCAGAACAGCGAGGGCAGGGAAAACAGGCCUGGCCUUCACCUUUCUCCUAGGAGUUCAGGAGAAGAACUUCCUUCAGAUGGUGGUGGAAGCAGGGAGCCCCGGGAUUCAGAAACAGAUCGUCAAACCAGAGAACCUGAAGGGUAUGGAAGCCCGAUAUGAACAAACGCUGCAGGAGCUGGCUAACGUUAUCAAGGAAGAGAAAGCCAAAUAAUGGAGCAGCAUUCUCCUCUGAGCUGACAUCUGUGCAAGAGAAAGACCACAUGGCUUUUUUUCCAGCUGUACUUGGAAUUAAUUAUGUUGUUUAAUAAAACAUAAAAUGUC